AUCCUCUCAAUACUCUCGGCAUUAACUCCUCUCUCUCUGGCUGCAAGUUCUUCAAUUCUCCCACCUGUUCUCCCCUCUCUCUCUCGAUUCAUAAUCUCCUCUUUUCUCUCAUCCGUUUCUCUCUUCUCUCUCUCCUCCCAUUCUUCUUAAAUUCUAUUCACAAGAAAGGUAUAUCAUCAAUCUAACUCUCGUCUGAAAACCACUCUUUUACCCUCUCAAAAGUGGUUUUCCGUUGACCCUUUCUACACAACACCACAUCUUUUUAUGCUGGAUUUUUCAGAAGCAAGAUACAAGAAACCAAGCUUGCUGUUUGUAGAUUUGAACAAGAAACAUCACUUAAAACCCUUUAGAACGACCUGAAGAAAAGAUGUUUCAGCCAAACAUGUUUGAGAGUCAUCAUCAUAUUCUAGAUAUGAGCCAUAAAACCCCAGAACAUGAGCUUGAUAUGCUUAGAGAUGAAGACUACGAGAGUAAAUCUGGUACUGAUAUCAUGGAAGCCCACUCCGGCGAUGAUCAAGAUCCUAAUCAACGCCCCAACAAAAAGAAAAGAUACCAUCGUCACACCCAACAUCAAAUCCAAGAAAUGGAAUCGUUUUUCAAAGAAUGCCCACAUCCAGAUGAUAAGCAAAGAAAGGAACUUGGCAGAAGAUUGUCUCUGGAACCCUUGCAAGUCAAAUUUUGGUUCCAAAAUAAACGCACUCAAAUGAAGGCUCAACAUGAACGCCAUGAGAACACACAGCUGAGGAAUGAAAAUGAAAAGCUUCGAUCUGAGAACAUACGAUACAAAGAAGCCCUUGCCAAUGCUACUUGUCCAAACUGUGGUGGACCUGCUGCUAUCGGAGAGAUGUCUUUUGAUGAACAGCAUUUGAGGAUCGAAAAUGCACGACUACGUGAAGAGAUUGAUAGGAUAUCUGGAAUCGCUGCAAAGUAUGUUGGCAAGCCAAUGUUGAGUUACCCUAAUAUGUCGCCUCAUGGACCAACUCGCUCGCUCGACCUAGCUGUUGCUAGUUUUAGUCCACAACAAGGGAUGGUGGGAGACAUGUUCGGUGCAAAUGACAUUCUCCGGUCAGUUUCAGGCCCAACUGAGGCUGACAAGCCAAUUAUAAUCGAGCUAGCAGUUGCAGCUAUGGAAGAGCUAAUCAGAAUGGCCCAGUCUGGUGAACCCUUGUGGGUUCCAAACUCGGAUAACUCAUCCGAGACCUUGAGUGAUGAGGAGUACUUACAAACGUUUCCCCGGGGAAUUGGACCAAAACCAUUGGGAUUACAAUCUGAGGCUUCAAGGGAAUCUGCAGUUGUCAUCAUGAAUCAUAUCACUCUCGUUGAAAUUCUAAUGGAUGUGAAUCAAUGGUCAAAUGUGUUUUCUGGCAUUGUUUCAAGAGCAAUGACCUUGGAAGUGCUUUCAACUGGAGUUGCUGGCAAUUACAAUGGAGCUCUGCAAGUGAUGACAGCUGAGUAUCAGGUGCCUUCACCACUGGUUCCAACACGAGAAAACUACUUUGUUAGGUAUUGUAAACAACAUUCCGAUGGUACUUGGGCUGUGGUUGAUGUAUCUUUGGACAAUUUGCGGCCUUCUUCCAUAUCAAGAUGUAGAAGAAGGCCUUCUGGUUGUUUAAUUCAGGAACUGCCCAAUGGCUACUCAAAGGUUACUUGGGUUGAACAUGUUGAAGUUGAUGAUAGAGCCGUUCACAAUAUCUAUAGGUUACUAGUAAACUCCGGUCUAGCAUUUGGGGCGAAAAGAUGGGUAGCAACUUUAGAUAGGCAAUGCGAACGACUUGCAAGUGCAAUGGCUAACAACAUUCCUGCAGGAGAUGUUGGAGUUAUAACCACUCCAGAAGGGAGAAAGAGUAUGUUGAAACUGGCUGAGAGAAUGGUUUUGAGCUUUUGUAGCGGUGUUGGAGCUUCAACUGCGCACACAUGGACAACUUUAUCCGGUAGUGGGGCUGAUGAUGUUCGAGUUAUGACCCGUAAGAGUAUGAACGACCCAGGCAGGCCUCCUGGUAUCGUGUUGAGUGCUGCAACUUCAUUCUGGAUACCUGUUCAACCAAAACGGGUUUUUGAUUUUUUACGAGAUGAGAACUCGAGGAGCGAGUGGGACAUUCUUUCAAAUGGUGGACUAGUUCAAGAAAUGGCACAUAUUGCCAAUGGUCGUGAUCAAGGAAACUGUGUCUCCCUUCUGCGCGUUAAUAGUGCAAAUUCGAGCCAAAGCAACAUGCUCAUACUACAAGAGAGUUCAAGCGAUUCUACAGGAUCCUACGUUAUAUAUGCUCCAGUUGAUAUAGUAGCGAUGAAUGUGGUUCUAAGUGGGGGUGAUCCAGAUUAUGUCGCCUUGUUACCAUCCGGUUUUGCUAUACUUCCUGACGGACCAGGACAACAUCAAGGAGGAAUUGCUGAGGUAGGAACCGGUGGAUCGUUACUGACAGUGGCGUUUCAAAUUCUAGUAGAUUCCACUCCUACAGCCAAAUUAUCCCUGGGGUCGGUGGCAACGGUUAAUAGUCUUAUCAAGUGCACAGUCGAAAGGAUCAAAGCUGCAGUAGGUUCUCCAUGAACUAACUUAUGGAUAUUUUAUAUAUAAGAGAGAGAGAGAGAGAGAGUUUAUGGGACGAUGGAAUGAAGAUUUAAUUAGGCAGGCACUGUUUACUCUUUGAAACAAAAUGGAAGAAGUCAAGAACGCACCUUGAACGGACCCUUGGAGUGUGAUGACUCUGUGUCAAUUAUCUGAAGCAAGAAAGAAAUCAUGGUCAACAUCCUCCAAGGGUUUAUAGGUUCGGGUAUUGACUUGAUUGCCUAUAUCGAAUGAUUUUAGAGAGUAAACUAAGACCUUAAUUGGAACUUCCCAAUUCUUUCUUUUGCAUUAGGGUUUUCAUUAGAGGGUUUCUUUUUAGUGUAUUGUGUUUUGUAGUAUUUGGUUUCUAAUCUCAAGGACCUUAAUCCUAAUUAACAAACAAUCGAUUCUCU
This is a messenger RNA of Cynara cardunculus var. scolymus (artichoke), 2955 nucleotides long. RefSeq names its product homeobox-leucine zipper protein MERISTEM L1-like. Gene Ontology annotation, molecular function: lipid binding; DNA binding. The coding region runs from base 368 to 2545 and encodes 725 amino acids. NCBI's taxonomy places the organism in Eukaryota, Viridiplantae, Streptophyta, Magnoliopsida, Asterales, Asteraceae. The record is from RefSeq and is a predicted model, not a curated record. The transcript is spliced from 12 exons.